AUGGCGGCGUCGCCCCCAGGGACCAUCCGAGAGGCAAUUGCGGCCCCAAGAACCCUUCCAAGGGCUUCUGAGGCUCCAGGGAUCCUCCUAGGGGCGGCAGUAGCUCCAGGGACCUUCCCAGUGACGGCGGUGCCCUCAAGGACCCUCUCAGGGGCCGUGGCGCCACCAGGGACAUUCCCAGAGAAGGCAACGCCCCCAGGGACAUUCCCAGAGAAGGCGACGCCCCCAGGGACCCUCUCAGGAGUGGUGGCCCUUCAAGGGGCCCUCCCAGAGGUGGUAUCAUUACAGGGUCCACUCAGGGGCUAUAGCGCUCCCAGGGUUCCCUCCAAAGGCGGGAUCCUCCCAAGGGCUGAGGCUUCCCUAGGGACCGUCCCAGGGGAGGUGGCAGUUCCAGAGACCCCUUCAAGGGCUGAGACGCCCCAGGGACAGCGGCACCCUCAAGGACCUUCCCAGAAACCCUCCCAGGGUUUGCGGCACCCCCAGGGAUCUUUCCAGGAACGGGGCACCUCCAGGGACCAUUCCAGGAGAGGCGGCGCCCUCAGGGACCGUCCCAGAAGCGGUGGCGGUGGCAGUUCCAGAGACCGUUUCAAGGGCGGAGACGCUCCAGGGACACUCCCAGGGACAGCAGCACCCUCAGGGACCAUCCCAGAAACCCUCCCAAGUUUAGCGGCGGUGGUGCCUCCCAGGAGCAGCCAUAUUCCCAGGGACCUUUCCAGGGAUGGCGGUGCAUUCAGGGACCCUCCCAGGAGCGGCGGCGCCCAUAGGGACCGUCUCAGGGGUGGCAAUGCUCCCAAGGGCACUCCUAGGAGUAGUGGCUCUCCCAGGGGUGGUGGCAUUCCCAAGGUCCCAUUGAGGGGCCGCAGCGCCCCCAGGUACCCUCCCUGGAGUGAUGGCGCCACCAGGGCCAAUUCAGAGGCGACGACAUCCCCAGGGACCCUCCCAGAGGCAGUGGCGUUCCCAGGGACACUCCUAGGGACAGCGAUACCCCCAGUGAUCUUCCCUGGCGCGACGGCGCCACUAUGGACCCUCCUAAGGGCAGUGGCGCCCCGAAAGACCCUCCAAGGAGCGGCGGCCCCCUGUGGACCUUACGAAGGGUCCCAGGGUGCCCUAUGGGGCUCUCCUAGGGACGGUGGCGCUUCCUGGGAGCCUCCCAGGGCGGCGGCGCCCCCAGGGACCUUCUCAAGGACGGCGGCCCCACAAGGAAACCUCCUAGAGGAACCGGCGCCCCCAGGGGCCCUCUUAGGGGCGGUGCCGCCUCAAGGAUCUCUCCCAGGGACGGCAGCGCCCCCAAGGACUCUCUCAGAGACGGUGGUGCCCCCAGGGAUACUACCAGUGAUAGCAUCGCCCCCAGGAACCUUCCCAGGACAGUGGUGUCCCUAG
Molecule: messenger RNA, 1380 nt
Organism: Homarus americanus (American lobster)
Lineage: Eukaryota; Metazoa; Arthropoda; Malacostraca; Decapoda; Nephropidae
Product: basic proline-rich protein-like
Exons: 3
Coding region: 1-1380 (459 amino acids)
Source: RefSeq, a predicted model, not a curated record